Varanus komodoensis (Komodo dragon) is the source of this 13972-nucleotide messenger RNA. RefSeq names its product APC regulator of WNT signaling pathway (gene APC). NCBI's taxonomy places the organism in Eukaryota, Metazoa, Chordata, Lepidosauria, Squamata, Varanidae. Gene Ontology annotation, cellular component: beta-catenin destruction complex; cytoplasmic microtubule; catenin complex. The transcript has 15 exons. Gene Ontology annotation, biological process: positive regulation of protein catabolic process; negative regulation of canonical Wnt signaling pathway; cell fate specification. The coding region runs from base 858 to 9371 and encodes 2837 amino acids. Gene Ontology annotation, molecular function: beta-catenin binding; gamma-catenin binding; microtubule binding. The record is from RefSeq and is a predicted model, not a curated record.
AGAUGUUUGAGAACCACAGGUGGCACCCACAAGUGGGCAAGCAGACAUCCAUGGGCAGUGGUGGCAGGUAGCGAGUAGCAAGUGGGUGCCCCCAGGCAAUGAGCCACAAAAUAACUUCACAGAGCUGCAUGCAGCUCCCAAGCCUCAGUUUGGCCACUGAUGCAUGUACUCACCAUAAUGAUUUCUUCUUUCAACUAAUGGCCACAGCCUCCCAUCAUGAGCAUGAGUGUUCUUUCAGACAUUUAUAGGGUGUUAAAGCUAUGUGAUCAGACUUCUUUUAUUUGGAAGCAGCUUCCUAUACUCCAUUGCAGUGUGAUGUAAUUUAGGGAGUUGGUGUAAACUGGAACCCCAGUUGCAGCUGUGUACUUGUUACAUGGUUCUCUGGAUUAUGACUUCUGUUUUGAAAAUGAGGUCCAGAUAUACUAUUUGCCUGUCUCGCUGUGCUUUUACUUCAUUUUGAAGUAAAUGAACUACUUCAAAACCUCCUGAACUGUGAAUAAAUUUAUGUGCCCAGAAGCAGGAGUGUGUUUGUUUCAUUUUUGAAGCAGAAGCAUUGACAUCUUAUUGACACCGCUACAAUUUGUAUUCACUUAGAAUUUACUGGAAGAUAGUAUUUUCUAUGAUAAUUUUAAACAAAACUUGUCCAUUUUAUAAAAAACAACUUGAAGUUAUCAGUAACAAAUGGUUUAAUGUGGGCAUAUAUUCAGUAAAAAUGUUUCAAUUUUUUCACCUAGAAAAUGAAAUAGUUUUUCCAGUCGGUCAAGCAUUGUCUUGGAGUUCACAAUACAUUUCUUGCAACACAUGAACCAAAACCAAUAUUUAUUCUUUAUUUGCUUUAGGUCCUGGGGUAGCCCAGAAUGGCUGCAGUGUCAUAUGAUCAGUUGUUAAAACAAGUAGAGGCAUUAAAAAUGGAGAACUCAAACCUUCGACAAGAACUGGAAGAUAAUUCAAAUCAUCUUACCAAACUGGAAACUGAAGCAUCAAAUAUGAAGGAGGUGCUGAAGCAACUGCAAGGAAGUAUUGAAGAUGAGGCAAUGGCUUCAUCUGGACAGAUUGAUUUGUUGGAACGUCUUAAAGAAUUGAACUUGGACAGCAAUAACUUCCCUGGAGUGAAGUUAAGGCCAAAGAUAUCCAUGCGUUCAUAUGGGAGCCGGGAAGGAUCAGUUUCUAGUCGAUCAGGAGAGUGCAGCCCUAUCCCCAUGGGGUCAUUUCCCCGAAGAGGUUUUAUGAAUGGAAGCAGAGAGAGCACUGGAUAUCUGGAAGAAUUAGAGAAAGAGAGAUCUCUCUUGCUUGCUGAGCUUGAAAAAGAAGAAAAAGAAAAAGACUGGUAUUAUGCUCAACUUCAGAAUCUGACAAAGAGGAUAGACAGUCUUCCUCUUACCGAAAAUUUCUCCUUACAGACAGAUAUGACCAGAAGACAACUGGAGUAUGAGGCAAGACAGAUUAGGGCUGCCAUGGAAGAACAGCUAGGUACUUGCCAGGACAUGGAGAAGAGGGCACAGGUGAGAGUGGCUAGAAUUCAACAAAUUGAGAAAGAUAUUCUACGCAUAAGACAAGUCCUGCAGUCACAAGUUGCAGAAACAGAGAGGACACCUCCAAGCAAGCAUGAUGCAGGCUCGCAUGAAGCUGAGAGGCAAAAUGAAGGUCAAGGAGCAGCAGAAAUCAGUGUGGCAACUGCUGGCAGUAGCCAGAGUUCAGCUGCUCGGAUGGACCAUGAGACAUCCAGUGUUAUGAGUUCUAACAGUAGUUACUCUGUUCCUCGAAGAUUGACAAGUCACCUGGGUACCAAGGUUGAAAUGGUAUAUUCGUUGUUGUCGAUGUUGGGUACUCAUGAUAAAGAUGACAUGUCACGGACUUUGCUAGCCAUGUCUAGCUCCCAGGAUAGCUGCAUAGCCAUGCGUCAGUCUGGAUGUCUUCCUCUCCUCAUCCAACUUCUACAUGGCAACGAUAAAGACUCUGUUUUGUUGGGAAACUCCCGAGGCAGUAAAGAAGCCCGUGCCAGAGCCAGUGCAGCACUGCAUAAUAUCAUUCAUUCCCAGCCUGAUGAUAAGCGAGGCAGGCGAGAAAUACGUGUCCUCCAUCUUUUAGAACAAAUCCGAGCUUACUGUGAAACAUGUUGGGAAUGGCAAGAAGCACAUGAUCAGGGCAUGGACCAGGACAAAAAUCCAAUGCCAGCUCCAGUUGACCAUCAGAUCUGUCCUGCAGUAUGUGUGCUAAUGAAGCUUUCAUUUGAUGAAGAGCACAGGCAUGCAAUGAAUGAGCUCGGGGGAUUGCAAGCAAUUGCAGAAUUGCUGCAGGUGGACUGUGAAAUGUAUGGGCUUACUAAUGACCACUAUAGUGUCACAUUACGACGAUAUGCUGGAAUGGCUCUGACAAAUUUAACUUUUGGAGAUGUAGCAAAUAAGGCCACACUGUGUUCUAUGAAGGGUUGCAUGAGAGCUCUUGUAGCCCAGUUGAAAUCUGAAAGUGAAGAUUUGCAGCAGGUAAUUGCAAGUGUAUUGAGAAAUUUGUCUUGGCGAGCAGAUGUGAACAGUAAGAAGACAUUACGUGAGGUUGGAAGUGUGAAAGCCUUGAUGGAGUGUGCUUUGGAAGUUAAAAAGGAAUCUACCCUAAAAAGUGUGUUGAGUGCCUUAUGGAAUUUGUCAGCACAUUGCACUGAAAAUAAAGCUGAUAUUUGUGCUGUGGAUGGUGCUCUUGCCUUUUUAGUUGGCACACUGACUUACCGGAGCCAAACAAAUACUUUAGCCAUCAUUGAAAGUGGAGGUGGAAUCCUGCGUAAUGUCUCUAGCUUGAUUGCUACAAAUGAAGACCAUAGGCAAAUCCUAAGAGAGAGCAGCUGUUUGCAAACCCUGUUACAUCACUUGAAGUCUCACAGCUUAACAAUAGUCAGUAAUGCCUGUGGAACACUGUGGAACCUCUCUGCACGAAAUGCAAAGGACCAGGAAGCAUUGUGGGACAUGGGAGCAGUUAGCAUGCUCAAAAAUCUCAUACAUUCAAAGCACAAAAUGAUAGCCAUGGGCAGUGCAGCAGCUCUGAGGAACCUAAUGGCAAACAGACCUGCAAAAUAUAAGGAUGCCAACAUCAUGUCUCCAGGUUCAAGCUUGCCAUCUCUUCAUGUCAGAAAACAAAAAGCAUUGGAAGCAGAGUUAGAUGCUCAACAUUUAUCUGAGACUUUUGACAACAUCGAUAACUUAAGUCCUAAAACAUCUCACCGUAAUAAGCAAAGACAUAAACAGAACCUGUACAGUGAAUAUGUUUUAGAUGGUAAUCGACAUGAAGAUGGAGUAUGCAGGUCAGAGAAUUUUAAUAGUAGUAACAUGACUGUGCUUUCACCAUAUUUAAACAAUACAAUGUUGCCUGGCUCCUCUUCUUCAAGCAGAGGUAAUAUAGAGAGUUCUCGGUCAGAAAAGGACAGAAGCUUGGACAGAGAGCGUGCAAUAGGAUUAAGCAAUUAUCAUUCAGGAACAGAAAGUUCUGGGAACUCUUCUAAACGAAUAGGAAUGCAGAUUUCUACAGCUUCGGCCCAAAUUUCUAAAGUAAUGGAAGAAGUAACCAGUAUGCAUAUUCCACAAGAAGAGAGAAGUAAUGGAUCUCUAACCGAAAUGCACUGUUUGUCAGAUGACAGGAAUGCUUUAAGAAGAACAUCCACUGCCCAUUCGCACACAAAUACUUACAACUUUGCUAAAUCUGAGAACAGGACGUGUCCUGUACCUUAUGCAAAAGUGGAGUAUAAGAGAGCUUCUAAUGAUAGCUUAAACAGUGUGAGUAGUAGUGAUGGUUAUGGUAAAAGAGGGCAAAUGAAGCCUAUUGAAUCCUAUUCUGAAGAUGAAGAAAGCAAAUUUUGCAGUUAUGGACAGUAUCCUGCUGAUUUAGCCCAUAAAAUACAUAGUGCUAAUCAUAUGGAUGACAAUGAUGGAGAACUAGAUACUCCAAUAAACUAUAGUCUAAAAUAUUCAGAUGAGCAAUUAAAUUCUGGAAGGCAAAGUCCCUCUCAGAAUGAAAGAUGGGCAAGACCCAAACAUAUAAUAGAAGACGAAAUAAAGCAGAAUGAACAAAGGCAAUCCAGAAGCCAAAGUGGAGCAUAUACUGUAUAUACUGAAAGUGGUGAUAAUAAACACAUGACCUACCAGGCAGCUUUUGGACAGCCAGAAUGUGUCUCUCCUUUCAGAUCAAGAGAAUCCAACAAUUCAGAACAAGGCAGAGUAGGCUGCAGUCAUGGAAUAAAUCCAAAAGUGAACCAGUCUUUAUGUCAAGUUGAUGAUUAUGAGGAUGAUAAACCUACUAAUUACAGUGAGCGUUACUCAGAGGAGGAACAGCAUGAGGAAGAAGAUCAUCCAACUAACUAUAGCAUAAAAUACAAUGAAGAGGAGCAACAUGUGGAUCAGCCAAUUGAUUACAGCCUCAAAUAUUCAACAGAUGUUCCUCCUCCUGCACAGAAACCAUCUUUUUCUUUUUCAAAAAGUCCAUCAGUACAGAGCACUAAAACAGAUCAUAUUUCAUCAAGUAGUGGAAAUACAUCAACUUCAGCUGGCUCCAAGAGACAUAACCAACUUCAUCCAAAUUCUGCUCAGAAUAGAACAAGCCAUACUCAGAAGUCUGCAUCCUGCAAAUCACCCUCAAUUAACCAGGAAACAAUCCAAACCUAUUGUGUGGAAGAUACACCAAUAUGCUUUUCAAGAUGUAGCUCUCUGUCAUCUUUGUCAUCAGCUGAAGAUGAAACGGGACGUGAUCAAGCUACACGUGUAGCAGAUACUGAUAAUUCUCUAAAGAUAGUGGGAAUGAAAGAAAAUAGUGGGACUGCAGCUGGAACAGUAAAUGAAACAUCAACCUCUCAGCACGUUAGAACAAAAUCAAACAGGCUUCAGACUUCUACUUUAUCUCCUUCUGAUUCAGUAAGACAUAAAGCUGUUGAGCUUUCUUCAGGCGCUAAAUCUCCUUCAAAAAGUGGUGCUCAGACUCCUAAGAGCCCACCAGAACAUUAUGUGCAGGAGACCCCACUCAUGUUUAGUAGGUGCACCUCAGUAAGUUCCUUGGAUAGUUUUGAGAGUCGUUCAAUUGCUAGCUCAGUUCAGAGUGAACCUUGCAGUGGGAUGGUUAGUGGCAUUAUAAGCCCAAGUGACCUUCCAGAUAGUCCUGGGCAAACAAUGCCACCAAGCAGAAGUAAAACUCCACCCCCUGCACAAGUGGCACAAGUAAAGAGAGAAGUAGCCAAAACUAAAAUACCCAAUACUGAAAAACGAGAAUCUGGACCAAGACAAACUGCUGUAAAUACAGCAGUCCAGAGAGUACAGGUAUUGCAGGAUGCAGACACCUUGUUACAUUUUGCUACAGAAAGUACGCCUGAUGGGUUUUCUUGUUCAUCAAGCCUAAGCGCUUUGAGUCUUGAUGAACCAUUUAUUCAGAAAGAUGUUGAGUUGAGAAUAAUGCCUCCUGUACAUGAAAAUGACCAUGGGAAUGAAGCAGAACAGCCAAACAGUACAAAGGAUAAUCAAGAGAAGACAGAAAAGCCCACAGAAACAGAAAAAGAUAUACUAGAUGAUUCAGAUGAAGAUGAUAUUGAAAUAUUGGAGGAAUGCAUUAUUUCUGCGAUGCCAACGAAAUCAUCACGUAAAGCCAAAAAGCCUUCACAGAUAACAGCUUCAAAAAUACCUCCACCUGUAGCCAGGAAACCAAGCCAGCUGCCUGUAUAUAAGCUGCUCCCAUCCCAGAACAGAUCACAUUCUCAGAAGCAUGUUAGUUUUACACCUGGAGAUGAUAUGCCACGUGUUUAUUGUGUGGAGGGAACACCAAUAAAUUUCUCAACAGCUACAUCUCUGAGUGAUCUCACAAUUGAAUCACCACCAAAUGAAUUGGUCAGUACAGAAGCUGCUGUUACAGGAACAGAAUCAGCUGAAUUUGAAAAGAGAGAUACCAUUCCCACAGAAGGCAGAAGUACCGAUGACACUCAUGGGAAAAGUUCAACUGGGACUACCGUUGGGUUGGAUGAUGACAAAGGAGAAGAAGGUGAUGAUAUUCUUGCUGAAUGUAUUAAUUCUGCUAUGCCUAAAGGGAAAAGCCAUAAGCCUUUCAGAGUGAAAAAGAUAAUGGAUCAAAUCCAGCAAGCAUCUACAUCCUCAUCAGUAAAUACUAAAAAUCAGCUGGAAGCUGAGAAAAAGAAACCAACCUCACCAGUAAAACCCAUGCCCCAAAGUAAUGAAUACAGAGCACGGUUACGAAAAGCUACAGAACCAAAAAGUAAUUUUAGUAGUGAACGAACCCAUACAGACAACAAAGAUACAAAGAAACAAAAUGUUAAAAAUAACUCAAGGGACUUUAAUGAUAAACUUCCAAAUAAUGAAGAGCGUACAAGAGGAAGCUUCACAUUUGAUUCUCCCCACCAUUACACUCCAAUUGAAGGAACUCCAUAUUGUUUUUCAAGAAACGACUCUUUGAGCUCUUUAGACUUCGAUGAUGAUGUGGAUCUUUCGAGGGAGAAGGCAGAACUCAGAAAGGGGAAAGAAAGUGAAAUGAAAUCCAGUGCUAAUACAGAACAGAUCUCAAACCAACAAUCAGAGAACAGAACACAAGCUUGCCAAAAACACACUGCAGCAGGAAGAAAUCAAUCAAAACAUCUGGUGCAGAAACAGGCCCCUUUCUCUCAGUCACCCAAAGAUAUUGCAGAUAGGAGUGCAGCUGCAGAUGAAAAAACACAAAAUUUUGCGAUAGAAAAUACUCCUGUUUGCUUUUCCCGUAAUUCUUCUCUGAGUUCUCUCAGUGAUAUUGAUCAAGAAAACAACAACAAAGAAAGUGAACCCGUAGAACAAAUAGAACCAUCUGAUGCAGAGAUAGAAUCAAAUAGGCCACAGGUUUCUGGCUAUGCUCCUAAAUCAUUUCAUGUUGAAGAUACUCCUGUAUGUUUUUCAAGGAACAGUUCCCUCAGUUCUCUCAGUAUUGACUCGGAGGAUGAUCUUUUGCAGGAAUGUAUUAGUUCUGCUAUGCCUAAAAAGAAAAAGCCUUCAAGAGCGAAGGGGGACAGUGAAAAAAAUAGCUCUAGAAAUAUGGGAGGCAUUUUGGCAGAAGAUCUGACACUAGAUCUGAAAGAUAUACAAAGGCCUGAUUCAGAGCAUGGUUUCUCACCAGAUUCAGAGAAUUUUGACUGGAAAGCUAUUCAAGAAGGUGCAAAUUCUAUAGUUAGCAGCUUGCAUCAAGCUGCUGCUGCAGCAUCCCUAUCUAGGCAAGCUUCAUCAGACUCUGAUUCAAUUCUUUCAUUAAAAUCUGGAAUUUCUUUAGGAUCACCUUUUCAUCUUACACCAGACCAAGAAGAAAAACCUUUUACUAGUAAUAAGGGUCCAAGAAUUAUUAAACCAGGUGAAAAGGGGACACUGGAAAGUAAGAAAGUAGAUUCUGAAAAUAAAAGUAUCAAAGGAGGAAAGAAAGUAUAUAAAAGUAUGAUUACAGGUAAAGCACGUUCUAAUUCUGAACUUACAAGUCAUUUGAAACAGCCUUUGCAGACAAAUAUGCCCUCAAUCUCUCGAGGAAGAACAAUGAUUCAUAUUCCUGGAGUUCGAAAUAGUUCUUCAAGUACUAGUCCAGUUUCUAAAAAAGGGCCCCAGCUAAAGAGUACAGCUUCUAAAAGCCCCAAUGAAGGCCAGAGUUCUACUAGUUCUCCUAGAGUAACCAAACCAUCUGUGAAAUCUGAACCAAACCCUCUAUCCAGGCAGCCAUCUCAACAGGGUGCAUCAAGUAAAGGACCUUCUAGGUCAGGAUCUAGAGAUUCUACACCUUCUAGACCACAACAGCAACCCUUAACCAGGCCUCUGCAAUCACCUGGCCGAAAUUCAAUUUCUCCAGGCAGAAAUGGCAUAAGUCCUCCUAAUAAACUCUCCCAGCUGCCAAGAACAUCAUCUCCAAGUACAGCUUCCACCAAGUCUUCAGGUUCAGGAAGAAUGACGUACACAUCCCCAGGCAGACAGAUGGGUCAGCAAACUAUGGCAAAACAAACAGGACUGCCUAAAAGUACUAGUGGCAUUCCUAGAAGUGAAUCUGCCUCAAAAGGUUUAAAUCAAGUUUCUGGUAUCAGUGGAUCAAACAAAAAGGCUGAAUUAUCUAGAAUGUCAUCAGCCAAGUCCAGUGGGAGUGAAUCUGACCGAUCAGAGAGACCUGUUCUAGUCCGUCAGUCGACUUUUAUUAAGGAAACUCCAAGUCCUACUCUAAGAAGGAAAUUAGAAGAGUCUGCAUCAUUUGAAUCUUUAUCCCCUUCUAGACCAGACUCUCCCACUCAGUCACAAACACAGACCCCAGUUUUAAGUCCCUCACUUCCUGACAUGUCUUUAUCUGCUCAUUCAGCUAUCCAAGCUAGUGGGUGGCGAAAGUUACCUCCUAAUCUGAGUCCUUCUUUAGAAUACAGUGAUGGGAGGCCAACUAAACGACAUGACAUAACUCGAUCUCACUCUGAGAGUCCUUCUAGGCUGCCAAUUAAUAGAUCAGGGACAUGGAAGCGUGAGCACAGUAAACAUUCCUCAUCCCUUCCUCGUGUAAGCACUUGGCGAAGGACUGGAAGUUCUUCCUCAAUUCUGUCAGCUUCUUCAGAAUCCAGUGAAAAGGCAAAAAGUGAGGAUGAAAAACAACAUGUAAGCGCUUUUUCUGGACUCAGGCAAACUAAAGAGAGCCAAGCACCUACAAAAGGUACUUGGAGAAAGAUAAAGGAAAAUGAAAUUCCUCAGAUAAUGACAAGUCCACCUCAGAAUACCUCAUCAUGUACUGCUAAUGGUACCGAUUCAAAAACUUUAAUUUACCAGAUGGCACCUGCUGUCUCCAAGACAGAGGAUGUGUGGGUGAGAAUCGAGGACUGUCCUAUUAAUAAUCCUAGAUCUGGAAAAUCUCCCACUGGAAACACUCCCCCCAUUAUUGACAGCCUUUCUGAGAAAGGUAAUGUGAAUAGUAAAGAGUCUAAAGAUCUUCAUGGAAAACAAAAUGCAGGGAAUGGAAAUGUUCCAGUUCGCACCAUGGGGUUAGAAAAUCGUCUAAAUUCUUAUAUUCAAGCAGAUAGUCCAGACAAGAAAGGUACUGAAGCAAAGCCUGUGCUAAGCAAUUCAAUUCCUGCCCCAGAGACUAGUGAAAACACUGUUAAUGAACGUACACCAUUCAGUUCCAGUAGCUCAAGUAAACACAGUUCUCCCAGUGGAGCUGUUGCAGCACGAGUGACUCCUUUCAACUAUAAUCCAAGCCCCAGGAAAAGCAGUGUGGAUAAUAGUUCUGUUCGGCCAUCACAGAUACCAACGCCAGUAAAUAACAGUACAAAAAAGCGAGAUUCAAAGACUGAAAGUACAGAUUCAAGUGGUGCUCAAAGUCCUAAACGCCAUUCUGGAUCGUACCUGGUGACGUCUGUUUAAUGAAAGAUUCUGAUGUGUUAUGCUAUAUGUGGAACUUUUUGAUGAAAUUAUACAUUUUUUGUGUGUUGUAAAUAGGUUUGAUUCUUGUAGAGGUCCUUGUUCUGGAAGCCAUAUUUGAUAUUCUUUGUCUUCACUGAUAAUAAUUGAGGGAUUCCCGAGUGAUAAUUUAGCAAUAAAAUUGCUAAAGUGAUUAUAUUUGUACAGUAUGUUUUACAUAUAUUUAAUUAACAACCCAUACCUUUAAUUGUUUUGGUGGGGUGGGGGGUUCAGGAGAUAUGAACAGAGAUUUAAAAAAUAAUACUAUUGCUGUAUUACUCAUUUCUAGAUUAGCAAAUUAACUAAAGUACAUCAGGGAGAAAUUGGUAUUUAUGCAAAAAUAAAAUAAAAUAAAAUACUCCAUCUUAGUAUUUGUGAAGCCACCUAACCUAAUGAUUAAUCAUGUGGCUGUGAAAUUCACAGUAAUAUGGUUUCUGCUGAACAAGCCUAUUUUUUCUGCAUGGAUAGAACUGAUGGUUCAUUUUCUGAAACAGUUAACAUUUCUGUGGUCACAUAACGUGCAUAGAUAGUUAUGGUGUAAUGAUUACCUUUUGGUUUUGUGCUCUGCAAAAAAGAAAAGAAAAAAGGCAAUCUGUGUAUGUGUAAACCUUGAACAAAAUUAUUUUACCAGAACUAGAUUCUAACAGACAGUAGGUAGGAUUUUUGCUAUGCUGUAACUUGUUGUAUAUUCUGGUAUUUGAGGUGAGAUGGCUGCUCUUUUAUUAAUGAGACAUAGGUGAGGUCUCAACAGAACUAAAUGGACAUUUCAGAAUAAAUUAUUACUGUAUGUACAUUCUGUUGUGUGUUGCUUUUGCAGUACAUAAGAAACUCAAUGUUUAAUUUUGGUAUUUUUGAGAAAUUCUCUUUGUAUAAUGUAGUAAUGCACUUACUCAAAAGGCUUGUUGGGGUUAAUCUAUAUUCCAUUGAAGUUGGUGGCAACAUUCCCAUAGAGUUUAAUGGAUCUAGAUUGCACCCAGAGCCUGUUACAGUCAUACACUGGUUCUUUUCCAGUUUAUAGUAGCUUUUAACAAACCCAUGUAACAGCUGCAGCAUUUGGAUAGAGCAUUGGCAUUUUCAGUUGAAAUAUUAAUUGGUUGCAGGUGCAGAAAGAGGCUAAAAGAAGUACUUCGAUAGUUUUCGUACUGCACAGCCUAGCGUGCUAUGCUUUGUACAAAUAAUUUUAGAAUUCCUGAAAGUGUGAGGGGAGUUGAGAUUGAAAACUUCAAUUAUUUUUAUUUGGUUUUAUUAAAAAUUUGGGUAUACACUAGAGACUAAUAUGCUAAAUUUAAGUGUCUUAGUAGAAAAUAAUAUUUGUACAUUAAGCCGCUCUGGAUAAACUAACUUUGUAUUCACGUAUGCUUUGACUUCAGAGACUUUCAUUAGACUGUUUACAACAGAAGUACUCUGCUAAACUUAAGUGCCUCAAUACAACAAUAGCAACAUGUGUGUGCACACGAUUAAUUAAGAUAGUAGUAAGCAAGUCAAGUGUACCUCAGGCUGGUUUUCGUUAUUACAGUCCUAAAAGUUAUUGGUAGUAGGGUUCAGAAUCCGCUUACGUAUGUCCUCAGAUAUGCCAGCUUAAUACAAGGCAAUGCUUCUCACUGUAUGGCACACUAUGCCAAGUGCUCUACUAUGACUUUUAUCUUUUCAAAAGAGACAUUAACCUACAUUAAGCAAAACUGGUGUUAACAGUAUGCAUAUUCAAACAAUUCAAUGGCCUGGUUUGCAUAUAUCACUAAACCAUGGUUUAUCAUUAUGAGGAUAAGUCACAGUGAGCCUUUGGCUGAUAUACUCCCCAUUUUCCUCUCCAGUGGUGCAGCUACACAGAGUUUGGAAACUUCUGCUUUGGUUUAAUCACAGGUUAGUGUUGCAUCGAAAUGCUAAAUUGUGAUUAAUGUUAACUAUGGUUAAUGAAACAAGCCAGUGUUGUUAAACUUUGAAACUGACUUGUUUCCAUGAGGCAUAAGUUAUAAAUGGUUGUUAUUUGUCUCAGUUUGGACAGUUAGCCUAAAGCUUCCAAAUUGCCUGAAAACAUGGUAUUGAUGUGGGGAGAGGUAGUAGCAUGUGCCUUCUAAUAUUAAACCACAGUUUAGGAUUAUGUGCAAACAUAGCCAUUAUGUUGUCACCUUUUUUAAAAUUUCCCCCUGCCAUUCCACUUGCUUAAAUAAUGCACAUCACAUAGAUGGAUUGGUCAGUCCAAUAAUGCUUUGAAAUUCCAGCUGCAAGGACAGAGUUAUUUGUAUAUUAUAAUAUUUAUAUCCCUGUUUAAUUAGCACUCUUAAGACCAUAAAAUAUGUUGGCUUCAUUGCAGGGUGUCUCUUAAAAGGUAUUGCAAGAAAAUAUACAACUCCCAAAUCCUGACUGUCUCUUAAAAAGAUUAUAUGUAUUCUAUACUUUGCCUUUUAACUGGGCAUAUUUAGUGGCAUACCAUAUUGGUAGAAUAUCUUAUGUGGACACGAGCCCCACCUUUCUGAAAUAUGGUAUUUGUUAUACAUUUAUGUAUAUGUUUCAAUGUACUUCAUGUACAGCAUCUAGUACAGGCAAAUAAACAGGAUCAGUAUUUGUUCAUCAGUAUAUAAUUCAUUCUGUCUCCCCUGCCUUAGCUGUUGCUUAAAAGAAAUGGCGAAUAACAGCUGGGGAAAGGCUUACCAAGGGGGUUGCAUGUAUGUACUAGUGUGUACACCUGCCAAGCUUUAAUAACAACUUGAUACCACUGAUGCUGUUAAAUUUGUACUUGCUGAUUACUGCUAUUUUUAUUUCUUCUGAAUUUAAUCACUCAUUUAUAAAAAUAAUGCACCACGCAAAACAAGUCAAGAAAUUAAGAAAUUUGUUCCAAUGAUUCUUCUGAAGUUUUUUGUUUGUUUCCCCAGUUCUGGUAAUGAAAAUUUUAUUGAUUUUCUCAACUUCCUCAAUCAUAUAUAAAGACCGAUGGCUUUUAUUAUUUUGAAAUAAAUCAUUUGAAAAACCUAAGUUUAUAUAAAAAAGCAACAACAAAAGCCCAGGAAAAACAAAUGUGCAAAUGGUUCCUUGUUUUGUUUUGUUUUGAAAUAAACAGCAUACUUUUUAUUUCCAAUGUAGGUGGCAUAUAAAGCUAUUUAUUUUAAGGCUGUGACCAUACUUGUAUUUUAGGCUUAUUAUUGCCCAUACCUUUCCUUUAAAGAGUACUCAUUGAAUUGUGAUCUUCAAUUUGUGUUUUCAAUUAAUUUAUUGUUUCCAUUUCUGUAUCUUUACCUUCUGUGAUAUGCUUUUUCUUAAACCUGUAAGUUGUUCAUUGCAGUUCAUUAUGUACUGACAAUGUAAAAGCUGAAUAUUCUGAUAAUUUUUUUAUAUCUGUGACAAACCAACCAUGACUUCAGAGAAAUGAGGUAGUCAUUUUCCAAGUAGUGUCUCUGACUAUUAAUAUGUUUGAGAAGCUUAACUUCCUUUGUAUAUUUUUAAUGUGUGAAAGCAAAAAAAUUAAAAUUUGAAAUUUUGUGUUUAACAGAUUCAUAACUGUAUAGUUGGAUAACUUCUUAAUUCCUCAAAGUUGCCAAUGGGUCUUGUAAAUUAAAAUACUCCAAAGUGAGCAUGUUCAAUCCCAAAUUCAGUCUCUGUGUGCAUGCACUUCAUGUAAAUAUACAGCUACCAUUACAAAUAUAUAUAUUUAUAUAGGUGUAUUCCUAUUAAGGUAGUUGUAUUCUUCAUUAUGCCAGAUUGACAGGUAAUUGCAAAUUCAUGAUGAGCUAGAUGUGGUUCUCCUACUAACUAUAGCUAUCUGCAAGAACUGAUAUUUUUGAAUAGGCUUAGAAUACAUAGAAUGGGAAGUAUUUCAGGGCUUGUCCUAAUCUUUGAGUUAAUAUUUAUUUUAUGUUAUCUAUAUUAGCUGUUGUGUUGAGCAUAUUUAACUGUGCCAUUCUAGGCUGACAUAGCUGAUGGGCCUGAAUUUGAGACUGCAUGGGAGAAAGAAGGGACUCUGGAUGUAGUGGAUCCAAUGGUAUCCCCAGCCCUACCCUGGAAUACCUUGUUUUGGUGCCUACUGCAAGUAGAAGCACUUCCGGCAGUACAUGUACACUUCUGGAGCUUUCUGUGGUUGUACUGCAGUCCUUCAUGGCAUGUCUUCCCACCCCAGCCUUCACUAGUAGAACUGUUGGUGAUCUCUCUCCAGCCAGUGGAUCUACAGGUUAGCGUAGCACAGUGAAUUAGUUGUUCAUUAGGUCGGGGUAGACAACUCCUGGGAGUCCAGGGAAGGUGUUUCUUCUUCAGAACACUGCAGAGACUGCAUUCCCACCACCCAGUGCCCACCAGAAAGGGCAUGUUUCAAAGCUAAAUAAGUUUUCUUCACCAUCAUUUUGUCUCCAAAUUUUGGCAGCAACCCAGUUUGUUUGUUUGUUGCUGUUGCAAAUACAACAACGGGGCUAAUGGGGGCUGCACAGAAAGGGAGAGGGGAUGUGUAUUGCCCAAUUCUGAUUUAAUUCCAUUUAUUUCAAUGGGCUGAAGUAUGGUUAACUGUUUAGUUUAAAUAGGGUUAAAGUAUGAAUAACUUGGAUGAAAAUGUGUGUCUUGAAUAAAAUGCUUUUUCUAAUGUA